AUGAUUGCUCUCAACCUCGACAACAGUUCUGUUAUCAGCGCACACAAUUCGACUGAAAGACAUCAAGCUUCGACGGAGCGCAUCGUGCGUAUCGUGUUCGUGUGGAUCAUCAUUGUAGUGGGGCUUGUUGGUAACUCUUUCAUCGUUGCUGUACUCAAAAGUUUCCCACGGAUGCGAACGACCAUCAACUAUCUUCUUGUCAAUGUAGCCGCCGCAGAUAUAACAACCCUGUUAUUUACGGCAAUGCACCUUAUUCCAAUCCAGGGCCCCUUCCCAAAUGGCGCUCUUGGCAGCUUCCUUUGUAAGUUUGUCUACACUAACAACAUCACCAUGGUAACACUGCUGGUGACUACAUUAACGCUGACACUUGUGGCUGUAGAGAGGUACCACGCUUUGGUGAAACCGCUGAUCACAUCAAGGAGGGUCAACACCGACAACAUCGCCUACAUUAUAGUCGGCAUUUGGGCAGUUGCCAUAGCAAUGGUCUUGCCGCUGUUUGUAUCUGUCGAUCAUCGCCCCAACUCUAACAGUUUUUGCUCUCCAGGUGACAAAAUGGAUGAGAUGAAGGUAUACGUGUAUUGUCUUAUGGCUCUCCUCACAUUAAUCCCCUUCCUUGCUAUCGCGUUCUGCUAUUUCCGAAUUAUCUCCGGCUUGUAUUUUGAAAACACGAUUUGCAGCAGAGGGCAAGGACCAAGCACGCCUCAAGAACUGGGAGAGAAAAAGAGACUUGUCGUACUUCUCAUGGUCUUAACGUCAGUAUUUUUCGUGGCGUUUGUGCCUUAUGGAGUGGCGCUUAUCCUGCAGUUUAGCGGAAUGGCAAACAGCAGCAAUGAAAAACGCGUUAUCUUUGGUCGCUUCAAGACCGCCGUGCAAUAUUUGACACUUCUCAAUUGUUCCACAAAUCCAUUUAUAUAUGCGAUCCCGAGUACCAACUACAGAUGCUGUUUUAGGACAGAAAAACAAAGCAAGUCUGAAAGCCUCGACCCUACAGCGAGGCAGCCAGAUGGACCGGCAUCGCAGGCACCUAAGGUGGUCGCAGGAAUAAUCAUUCUGCUUGGAUUGCUGAGUAACUCGUUUAUUGUUGCUGCGGUGAUAGGUUUCCGUCGUAUGAGGACGACAACCAAUUACCUUCUUGUCAACGUGGCCGCUGCAGAUAUCACCACCCUGUUGUUUACGACGAUGCAUCUUAUUCCAAUCAAGAGUCCUUUCCCAAAUGGUGCCCUUGGCAGUUUCCUUUGCAAGUUUAUAACAACCAACAAUAUCACUAUGGUAACGCUUCUUGUGUCCGCUAUGACGCUGACGGUGUUGGCUGCCGACAGAUACCAGGCGAUGGUAAAACCUUUUACAACUUCUUGGAGGAUCAAACUCGAAAAAGUCGGAUACGUCUUAGCUGUUAUCUGGCUGAUAGCCAUUGCCAUUGUCUCGCCUCUGUUUGUGUCUGUGGACCAGCGCCCGAGCUUAAACACCACUCUCUGCUCCCCUGGUGAUGACCAUGCGGUGAUGAAAGUGUACGUUUAUUGCCUGGUGACUCUCCUUACUUUGCUCCCUUUCCUUGGCAUCGCUUUCUGCUAUUCACGAAUUAUUUCCGGGUUGUGUUUUAGACAAACAAUUUGCAGCCGGGGUAACGAAGCGACGGCAGAAAAAAAGAGGCUUGUUAUAGUUCUCAUGGUGCUGACAGCCGUCUUUUUUAUCGCCUUUGUUCCUUAUGGAGUGGCGGUAGUAAUUCAGUUUAGCGGGAUAACCACCAGUGAUGUUGGAGAACUUCGUAUUUUUAGUCGGUUAAGGAUUGGAGUGCAAUAUCUGACACUUUUAAACUGUUCUCUAAAUCCGUUAAUUUAUUCUAUCCCAAGUACUAAUUACAGAUGUUGCUUUAAACGCAUGUUGAAGAAAAUGAACUGCCAAGACACAACAGAAGAGGUCGAUGCCAUUCAGCUGGAGAUAAGACGGGGUGUGGCUGACCAACGCUAG
Stylophora pistillata is the source of this 1968-nucleotide messenger RNA. RefSeq names its product galanin receptor type 1. NCBI's taxonomy places the organism in Eukaryota, Metazoa, Cnidaria, Anthozoa, Scleractinia, Pocilloporidae. The record is from RefSeq and is a predicted model, not a curated record. Gene Ontology annotation, molecular function: G protein-coupled receptor activity. Gene Ontology annotation, biological process: G protein-coupled receptor signaling pathway. Gene Ontology annotation, cellular component: plasma membrane.